UUAAUAAAUCACAACAUUCCAAUACUGAAUCAACUUUUCUGCACAACAUAUUGUCAGCACAGCCAGCAACACUAACUUCAGCCAGUGAUUGGACCCUCCAGCCACGCACUGCAAGAAAAAUCAAACCCAAAACAAAAAUAAUAAUAUUAAUAAGGAGAGCUGAUCCGUUAUUGGUUGAAGCCUGCUUCAAAUCAUGAUCAUAUCUGCAGAUUCUCAAUCCAACUCUUCCUUCUCUCUCCCUCUAACUCUAUUUUCCUUCCGCAAGAUAAAGACGUAGCGAAAUAUAAAAAAAGGAAUAAGAUAAACGAAGAAUAGGAAGGGUAGAUAAGCUUUAGGAGCCACAACAAUGCUGAGCAUUGAUCAAGUCAAUCCAUCAUCCCUCACUUCCAUCACUAAGAAGCAGUACCCUCUUUCCGCCGCCAUGAAAAGGACAAGCGACUGGAUUUUUGCGCAGGAUUUGCCCUGCGACAUUACUGUCCAGGCAGGAGGUGCAGCUUUCUCCUUGCAUAAGUUUCCUUUGCUAUCUAAAUGCGGAUAUAUAAAGAAGCUUUUGUCUGAAACCAACGAGACUAAACAACACUCCAUUGAGAUACCCGACAUUCCUGGUGGUUCAGAGGCCUUCGAGCUCGCCGUCAAGUUCUGUUAUGGAAUAAACUUUGAAAUUAACACUGAAAAUGUGGCCAUGCUUCGAUGCGCAUCUGAGUUCCUCGAGAUGACCGAAGAAGUCUCAGUUGGAAAUCUGUUGAGCAGAACAGAAGCUUACUUUGAAGAAGUUGUGCUGAUUAGCCUCUCAGGUUCGGUCACAGUGCUUCACAAAUCUGAGGAGCUUCUUCCCAUGGCUGAGAAAGUGAAGUUAGUGAGCAGAUGCAUUGAUGCAAUUGCGUAUUUGGCUUGCAGUAACAGUCAGUUUUCCACGUCUUCAAAGGCUGAUAGCAGCCAUGAAAGCUUGAGUUCUUCAACUUCUCAGACGAGAGCUAUAAUGGAUUGGUGGGCGGAGGAGCUAAUUGUUCUCAGGAUUGAUACCUUUCAGAGGGUUCUAAUGGCGUUGAAGUCCAGGGGAUUCAAACAGCACGCUCUUGGACCAGUUAUCAUGCUAUACGCUCAAAAUUCUCUUCGUGGUUUGGAUAUUUUUGGGGGAGGAAGAAAGAAGAUUGAGCCGAAACAAGAACAUGAAAAGAGGGUGGUACUGGAAACAAUAGUGGGUCUGUUACCAACAGAGAAGAACACAAUAUCUGUCAGCUUUCUCUCAAUGCUCUUAAGAGCUGCUAUAUAUCUCGAAACAACAGUCGCCUGCAGGCUCGAUCUGGAGAAGAAGAUAAGCCUGCAACUAGCGCAUGCAGCUCUUGACGAUCUUCUGAUACCUUCCUUUUCCUUUGAUGGAGAUAUCUUGUUUGAUGUUGACACAAUCCAGAGAAUCUUCAUGAACUACCUUCAAAAUGAGAAUGAAUUGAGUCAAUUGGGAUAUAACGCUGAUGAAGACUACUUAUCUCCGCCUCAUGGAGAUAUUGAGAGGGUGGGAAGGCUUAUGGAAAGCUAUUUAGCUGAAAUUGCUUCAGAUCCAAACCUUGGAAUUGCUAAAUUUGCGAGCUUUGCUGAGUUGAUUCCAGAACAAGCGAAGGCGAACGAGGAUGAUAUGUACAGAGCCAUAGAUAUUUACUUGAAGGCUCAUCAAUCACUAACUGAAGCAGAGAGGAAGAAGAUCUGCAGCAUGAUGGACAGUCAGAGACUAUCAAGGGAGGCCUGCGCUCACGCAGCUCAGAACGACAGGCUUCCUGUUCAAACAGUCGUUCAGGUUCUCUUCUAUGAACAGCAGCGCAUCAGAGAUUCUACUCCUCCAAACUUCAUCGGAGGAGGAGAUUCUCCAGUUCCAUUACACAAAUCAGGUUACCUCAGCGAUCACCAUGAUUCUACUCAUGAGCUCUCACGCCUGAAGAGUGAAAACGAUAGUCUUAAACUCGAACUGGUAAGGAUGAGGAUGCAGAUGAAGGAGAAUGGAAAACCUGCUCCUGCAACAAAGAUGGCUUCUGCUGAUAAACCACCGUUGCCUAAGAAAUCAUUCAUGAGUUCUGUAUCGAAAAAACUCAGCCAGCUUUAUACCUUUGUUCGAUCAGAAACUUUGAAGGAGCAGGGUGAGAAAACAAGGAUGAAACCACAGAAAAAUCGGAGAUAUUCGAUCUCUUAGAAUUACUGCUUUGUUCAAAUGAAGAAAAUUUUAAGCAUGUUGGUAGUUAGCGUUGUCUGCAUUUAGCUAUGUUUAGAAGGAGAUGUAUUUAUUUUCCAACUUAUUUAUGUAAAUAUUAUGUGAGGUUUGAUUAAGGUUCAGCUUCCUCUAGAUCUGUUUCUAGUAGAUUUAAUCUAUAUUUAGCUUGGUUGUCUCCUUUGUAAAUAAAGAUGGUUGUAUUGAGUUAAACUAUAUUGGAAUGUUUCCAAAGUCCAAAGUGAACUUGAUUCACUCACAGCUCUCA
This is a messenger RNA of Phalaenopsis equestris, 2465 nucleotides long. RefSeq names its product BTB/POZ domain-containing protein At5g67385. The record is from RefSeq and is a predicted model, not a curated record. Gene Ontology annotation, molecular function: protein binding. NCBI's taxonomy places the organism in Eukaryota, Viridiplantae, Streptophyta, Magnoliopsida, Asparagales, Orchidaceae. The transcript is spliced from 5 exons. The coding region runs from base 347 to 2182 and encodes 611 amino acids.